Molecule: messenger RNA, 1473 nt
Organism: Drosophila elegans
Lineage: Eukaryota; Metazoa; Arthropoda; Insecta; Diptera; Drosophilidae
Product: lysosomal aspartic protease
Exons: 1
Coding region: 90-1286 (398 amino acids)
Biological process (GO): proteolysis; cell death
Cellular component (GO): lysosome
Molecular function (GO): aspartic-type endopeptidase activity
Source: RefSeq, a predicted model, not a curated record
CAACUUGCCUUUGCUUGGAUUUUUUACUGAAACAGUCACUUGUCUCUUUCUUAAAACAUAACUUGAUAUCGUCUGCGUUUGAUACGAUUAUGUGGCUGCUCUUUCAGCUACUUCCGCUGCUGCUGCUACUUCCGGUCAGUUGCAGCCUGCAGCUGUACCGCGUUCCCUUGCGUCGCUUUCCCUCCGCCCGUCAUCGAUUCGAGAAGUUGGGCAUCCGGAUGGACAGACUGCGUUUGAAGUACUCCGAGGAGGGCAGCCAUUUGAGAGGCGAGUGGGACUCAAAAGUGAGCACUACUCCGCUGAGCAGUUACCUGGACGCCCAGUAUUUUGGACCCAUCACCAUUGGCACACCGCCGCAGAGCUUUCAGGUGAUCUUCGACACGGGCUCCUCGAAUCUCUGGGUGCCGUCUGCCACCUGUUCGUCUACAAUGGUGGCCUGCAGGGUUCACAACCGGUACUAUGCCAAGAGGUCGACCAGUCACCAGGCCAGGGGAGACCACUUUGCCAUCCAAUACGGCAGCGGAAGUCUGUCGGGCUUCCUCUCAACCGAUACUGUUCGAGUGGCCGGCCUGGAGAUUCGGGAUCAGAUCUUCGCGGAGGCCACCGAAAUGCCGGGCCCAAUCUUCCUGGCGGCCAAGUUCGACGGCAUCUUUGGGCUGGCCUAUCGCAGAAUCUCCAUGCAGCACAUCCAGCCACCAUUCUACGCCAUGAUGGAGCAGGGACUGCUAUCGAAACCCAUAUUCAGUGUGUACCUGAGCAGGAAUGGCGACAACGAGGGUGGAGCCAUAUUCUUUGGCGGCUCCAAUCCGAACUACUACAGUGGCAACUUUACCUAUGUCAAGGUGAGCCACCGUGCUUAUUGGCAGGUGAGAAUGGAAACGGCCACCAUCCGGAAUCUGGAGCUGUGUCCGCAGGGUUGUGAGGUGAUAAUUGAUACGGGCACCUCCUUCUUGGCCUUACCCUACGACCAGGCCAUACUCAUCAAUGAAUCGAUAGGAGGAACACCAUCGUUGUACGGCCAGUUUCUGAUACCCUGCGAAAAUGUUUCGAGUUUACCCAGAAUCACCUUCACUAUAGGAGAUCGUAGCUUUUUCCUUGAGGGUCACGAGUACGUCUUCCGUGAUAUCUUCCAGGACCGCAGGAUCUGCUCGUCCGCCUUCAUAGCCGUGGACCUGCCGUCGCCCAAAGGACCCCUCUGGAUUCUGGGGGAUGUCUUCUUGGGCAAAUACUAUACGGAAUUUGACAUGGAAAAGCAUCGCAUUGGCUUCGCUGACGCCAUGAGCUGAGCCCAUGUGUGCUGUUUGAUGUGCUCCUUGUUAUUUCACGGACUGGUUGCCAUAACACGCCGAAAAUCCAGCAAACAAAAAGAAAAAAAAAACACAGUUCGUGUUCAUUUGACUGACAUUUACCCUGUAUUGACUUUCUCUUUGUUAACUUUUGAACAUAAGUUGAUGGUUAAUAAAAUGUGGUUUA